Messenger RNA from Lipotes vexillifer (Yangtze River dolphin), 2166 nucleotides. It is a transcript of the gene SOWAHA, whose product is annotated as sosondowah ankyrin repeat domain family member A. The record is from RefSeq and is a predicted model, not a curated record. Lineage: Eukaryota; Metazoa; Chordata; Mammalia; Artiodactyla; Lipotidae. The transcript is spliced from 2 exons. Bases 1 to 2166 code for a protein of 721 amino acids. Gene Ontology annotation, molecular function: protein binding.
AUGGCCACUUCCUGGAAACUCCCCUUGGCGGCGGCGGCGGCGGCGGCGGCGGCGGCGGCGGCGGGAGAAGCCGCGGAGCCGCCCCCGCCCCCGCCCGCGGGACAGGCCUCUCCGCCCGGCCCGGCCACGAGCGCAGCCCGAGCCCCUCAGCUAAAACCUACCCCCGAAGACUGGGAGCCUGGAGGGGCGGCGGCGGGGGGCGCGCGCCGCGGCCCCCAGCUUCUUUUUCCAGGAGACUCCUGGGCCCCGCGGCGCGGGCAUGACCGAGGUCCAGCUUCAGGGACACGCCCGUUACGCCUCGUUGAAAACCAUCAGGUGAGCCUGGCCGAGGCGGACGUGACUCCUGGAACUCCGGCUCCAGUGCGUCCCAGCUGGCGCCGCGACGUCCUCCUGCCCAGCAACCGGGAACAGCUGGUCGGUGGGAGUGGAAGGCCCCGGCUCCCCUGCGGGACCGGACUGACCAUGGCGCUGGCCGCGGCCGCUGCCGCGGCCGCUGCGGCCGCCGGGGUGAGCCAGGCGGCAGUGCUGGGCUUUCUGCAGGAGAACGGCGGAAAGGUGCGCAACUCUGAGCUGCUGAGCCGCUUCAAGCCGCUGCUCGAUGCUGGCGACCCCCGAGGCCGCGCUGCCCGCAGGGACCGUUUCAAGCAGUUUGUCAACGACGUGGCCGUGGUGAAGGAGCUCGACGGCGUCAAAUUUGUGGUGCUGAGGAAGAAGCCGCGGCCCCGGGAGGGACCAGAGUCCCUUCCCUCCUGCUUCCCGAGCACCCCGGUGGCAUCAGCACCGCCGUCGAAGAUCACCUCCGUCUCACAGGGGGAAACCGCUGCUUCGGGGGCUCCAUCCUUGGCCUCGGCGCAGAGGGCGGUGGAACCACCUGAGGACCCGGCUCCGCCAUCAGAGCCACAGGACACCCCCGGGGCUCAGGACCCUGAGCCCACUGAGCUAACUAAGGGGCUGCUGUUAGUCCCAGACCGUCGGUCAGGGAUGCCCUCGGACCCCCAGAUUACAGCCUUUGAGCUAGCCCAGCCCUCCGAGGGACUCUCUGCAGACGUGGCCCCACCGUCGGAGGCAGCUUUGCCCCAUGCAGAACCGCCAGACCCGGAACCUGCGCCUGGGCUGACAAAAGGGCCGCCACCACCCGCUCUGCGCGCGCUGCCGCAAAAGCCCUGCAUGCUGCCCGUGCGCUGCGUCCCGGGCCCCGCGGCGCUCCGGAUCCGGGCGGAGGAGCAGGGCCUGCGUCGGCAGCUGUCGGAGGAGCCCAGUCCACGGAGCUCCCCGCUGCUGCUGCGGCGGCUCUCAGUUGAGGAGUCCGGCCUGGGCCUCAGCCUGGGCCCCGGCCGCUCCCCGCACCUGAGGCGCCUGUCGCGCGCCGGCCCUCGCCUGCUGAGCCCGGACACCGAGGAGGUGCCCGCCGCACCACCGCCGUCCGCCGUACCCCUGGAGCCGGCCGAACACGAGUGGCUAGUGCGGGCUGCCGGGGGCCGUUGGACCCACCAGCUGCACGGGCUGCUGCUGCGCGACCUCGGCCUGGCGGCCAAACGCGACUUCAUGUCUGGUUUCACGGCCCUGCAUUGGGCCGCCAAGAGUGGCGACCUUGAGAUGGUGCAGCAGCUGGUGGAGAUCGCGCGGCGUGGAGGCGCGCGGGUCGACGUGAACGCGCGCUCACACGGCGGCUACACGCCGCUGCACCUGGCGGCUCUGCAUGGCCACGAGGAUGCAGCGGUGCUGCUGGUGGUCCGCCUGGGUGCGCAGGUGCACGUGCGUGACCACAGCGGGCGGCGCGCUUACCAGUACCUGCCAUCAGGCGCCUCCUACGCGCUUCGCCGCCUACUUGGCGACCCCGGCCUGAGAAGCUCUACCGAGCCCGAUGCGACCGGUGGUGGUAGUGGCGGUUUUGCGGCCCGGCGCCCGGUGCAGGUGGCCGCCACCAUCCUCGGUUCCACCACCAGCGCGUUUCUGGGCGUCCUGGCCGACGACCUGAUGCUCCAGGAUCUGGCUCGAGGCAUGAGGAAGUCAGGCUCCUUAAGCAAAUUCUUGGGUGCCUCGCCCAUGGCUCCUCGUAAAAAGACAAAAACCCGCAGUAGUCUGCAAGUCUUUUCAGAAAUCUCCCGUCGACCCACUCCGGGGCCCUUGGCUGGUCUAGUGCCCAGCCUACCCCCAGCAACCUGA